Molecule: messenger RNA, 1020 nt
Organism: Sturnus vulgaris (Common starling)
Lineage: Eukaryota; Metazoa; Chordata; Aves; Passeriformes; Sturnidae
Source: RefSeq, a predicted model, not a curated record
GUGCUCAAUGCCUCAGAUCGUCCCCGUGCCCCAAAUGCCCAUGGACAAAUUUUGGAUCCCGUUUCUCGCCACACUCGUGCUCCUCCACCAAACCACGAGCGCCAGUGACCCCAAGGAUCUGAUCAGAGCCGUGGGUGAGUCCGUGACCUUCCGCACCCACGACAUGACAGGUGAAAAUGCAUUCUGGAGAUUUGGGAAUGAUCCCAUAGUGGUUGCGUCAUUUGAGGAUCCUCCUCAAGCCUUAUUUUCAACUAACAAAUUCACAAAGCGUUUUGCUGUCUCUGAGAAGGGCCGUGCACUCAGCGUCUCCCACCUGACACUGCAGGAUUCAGGGAUCUACUUUGCGACAAUUGGGGGAAAAACAUUUACCUUCACCCUCCAUGUGUACAAUAAGCUGGCAGAGCCCACAGUGACCUGCGAGGCCCAGAACUGCUCAGGUGGGAGCUGCCACUUCUUCCUGCGCUGCUCCACCUCUGGCACCGGCCUGGGGCAGGUGUCCUACACCUGGAGAGUGGGAGAUCGGCCCUGGGACGAGGGCUCCACGGUGCUGUGGGUGAAUAAAUUCUCAUCUUCGGAGGAGCCGCUGACGUGCACGGCACAGAACCCCGUCAGCAGCAGGAAAGUCACUGUCACCACCCCCAACGUGCUCUGCACAGGAGCCCUCUCCAGCAGCAGGUUCAUGAUCAUGCUCAUAGCCGGGGUUGGAGUCAAGGUGCUUUUAUCUGCUCUCCUGGUUCUCCUCCUGCACUUCUGCAAAUCCAGAGCCUGUAGGAAAUUCUGUCCCUCCAAAUCCAAGCCUACCGACACAGAGGCCACAUCCACGACCCUGUACACCAAGGUGGGCCCUUCCCAGCAGUACGUCUCUAACGGAAUUAAAGCCAAACCCUUGGGUGGGAAUUGCUCCAAAACCAUUUAUUCUCUGGUCAAGCAUCCAGACCAGGUGGAUGGUGGGACAGCAGAAAAUGCCCCCAUGACUCGCCUGGAGCUGGUCUAGAAGGACUUGGAACUGGUUUAAAGGAC